AGAGCCUGUGAUUUGUCAGGGAAAUCUCGGCCACCUGCUCCCCGCAUGCAAAUGGACCUAAACCCCUGACAGCUGCUCCUUGGGCCUCCAACUCUAAGCCCCGUCUUCCCUCUCUGAGCUUGACCGAGACAUAGGGGCAGCCUGAUCCCUCUGGUUCCAGCCUUCACAGCCCCAGCAGGACUCCGUGAGUCAUGGGGGCAAGGAGUGGGCCAAACCCCAGAUGGGAGCGGGGUCGGGGUUGCUCCCCGCUUCCCACCCUUGGUCCACUCAAAGCAGGGACAGGCCCAUCCAUCUUCCUCUCUGGAUCCCCUGUGCCUUUCCCCACCCCCCAGGAUCAGACCCAGGGGCAGCUGGUUGGGGUUUGUUCAGAAGAAGGAUUAUCCAGAUCAGUCCCUUCUAAUCUCAGCUCCUGCCUGCACCCUCCCCAUAUUCACCGUAACCCUCUUACCCCCCUUCCCCACAACUCUGAGCUAAGAGUCAAAAUCUUGGGCAUUGACGAUGAGCCACCUCUCACCCUCCUAUUCUGGCUCCUGGACUGGUUGCUAGGCAGGCCCUGACUGCCACGAUCAUCAGCGUUGGUGGGGGCAAGGGCCUGGCGGGGUGGGGGGUGGGGGGGCUGGAGCUGUGGUUGCUUCUGCUCUUCUGCCCCCCUCCCAAACCCCAAACUUUAAUCCUCACAGCUUUGCUCUAAUCCCAUGGGGCCUGAUGCUCUUAUCUCUGCCUACAGGGAGACUGGCCCAGGAAGCACCCCUCAGCCCCUCUUCCCUCCAGGGCUUGUGAGGGGCUGCUCCUCUCUAUAGCCCCACAUCCCUGUUCCCACCUACCCACCGCCCCAGGCUGGGCCCAAGUCUCUCUGGAAGCCGCACACCUCCCUUCCUGCCCUCUCCCCACACCGUUGCCAGCUGAUUUCAUUUGCCUGACGUCGUCGUUGUCGUUGCCCUACCCUUCUCUGUCAGUGCUCCCCCUGACCCCCCCCCCAGAGUUGGGGCCAGGCCAGGCCAGCUCCUCUGGCAGCAGAGCCGGGGCAGGUGACGGGUUGGCGUCGCAGCUGAGGGAGUGAGGAAGCGCCUGGAAACCUGGGAGAGGUCCAGUCAGAGUCCAAGAGCCGGAGCUACCCCUCAACCUGUCAGCCAUGGGGGAAAUGGAGCAGCUGAGGCAGGAAGCGGAGCAGCUCAAGAAGCAGAUUGCCGAUGCCCGGAAAGCCUGUGCUGACAUUACUCUGGCAGAGCUGGUGUCUGGCCUAGAGGUCGUGGGGAGAGUCCAGAUGCGGACAAGGCGGACGUUAAGGGGACACCUGGCCAAGAUCUAUGCCAUGCACUGGGCUACCGACUCCAAGCUGCUCGUAAGUGCCUCGCAAGACGGGAAGCUGAUCGUGUGGGACACCUAUACCACCAAUAAGGUGCAUGCCAUCCCCCUGCGCUCCUCCUGGGUUAUGACCUGUGCCUAUGCCCCGUCAGGGAACUUUGUGGCAUGUGGGGGGCUGGACAACAUGUGCUCCAUCUACAGCCUCAAAUCCCGUGAGGGCAAUGUCAAGGUCAGCCGGGAGCUGUCUGCUCACACAGGUUAUCUGUCUUGCUGCCGCUUCCUGGAUGACAACAACAUUGUGACCAGCUCCGGGGACACCACUUGUGCUCUGUGGGACAUCGAGACUGGGCAGCAGAAGACUGUGUUUGUGGGACACACAGGGGACUGCAUGAGUCUGGCCGUCUCUCCUGACUUCAAACUCUUCAUUUCGGGGGCCUGUGACGCCAGCGCCAAGCUCUGGGACGUGCGGGAGGGAACCUGUCGGCAGACAUUCACUGGCCAUGAGUCGGACAUCAACGCCAUCUGCUUCUUCCCCAACGGAGAGGCCAUCUGCACAGGCUCAGACGAUGCCUCCUGCCGCCUCUUUGACCUGCGGGCAGAUCAGGAGCUGACUGCCUACUCCCACGAGAGCAUCAUCUGUGGCAUCACAUCCGUGGCCUUCUCCCUCAGCGGCCGCCUGCUCUUCGCAGGCUAUGAUGACUUCAACUGCAACAUCUGGGACUCCAUGAAGGGCGAGCGUGUGGGCGUCCUCUCUGGCCACGACAACAGGGUCAGCUGCCUGGGGGUCACAGCUGACGGGAUGGCUGUGGCCACUGGCUCCUGGGACAGCUUCCUCAAAGUCUGGAACUAAGGAGGCUGGAGGAGGGGAGGUAAAAGGCCACGAAGACACAGCUGCCCCUCCCCUGCCCAAUUUUUUCCUAAGGUUUCUUAAAGUUUUCUCUUCUAUACCCUAGUUGCCAUUCCCACCCAGCUUUGUCCCUUGAGGGCGGUGGGGAAAAAUGGGGAGUCUGCCUUUGGGAGGCAUUAUCAGGGACACGGGGGCAAAGAACUGCCCCAUUUCCUCCCAUGGUCUCCCCUCUCCACGGUCCUGUAGCUUCUCCCUUAAUAAGCAAGGACAACUGACCCCUCCAGCCCUUGGCAAGCCUAACAGGCUUCCAGUCUGAGGCCCCAGGCCCUGGAAUUCCUCCCCCCAGAGCCACUACCUUUAUCCAGAUCUGGGUGGCAGAGAGCACUCAGCCCUGUGACUAUGGCUCUGGCACCACUAAGAUCCUGUCACUUGUCUCCUUCAUGAUCUCUCCCUUUUCUACCUUCUUUAUUUCUCUCAUAAAGCACCUGCAAUAAAGUGUACAGGCCUGGGA
Messenger RNA from Leopardus geoffroyi (Geoffroy's cat), 2663 nucleotides. RefSeq names its product G protein subunit beta 3 (gene GNB3). Bases 1133 to 2155 code for a protein of 340 amino acids. Gene Ontology annotation, cellular component: heterotrimeric G-protein complex; cytoplasm. Gene Ontology annotation, biological process: G protein-coupled receptor signaling pathway. The transcript has 10 exons. The record is from RefSeq and is a predicted model, not a curated record. Gene Ontology annotation, molecular function: signaling receptor complex adaptor activity; protein binding. NCBI's taxonomy places the organism in Eukaryota, Metazoa, Chordata, Mammalia, Carnivora, Felidae.